AUGGGUUACCGAGAGCUGGUGAGGCGUUGGAACGAAGGUGUUUUGGCCCUGGAGAAGGGAGAUGGGGAACGCGCCUUAAACGUCUUCCGCAGCGUCGCAACUCCGACCUCCAAGAUAGAUUUCAACAUUGGCUCUUUGCACCUCCAGGCGUUAGACCGGACUGUUUCCAAAGACAAUUGCUUAGCUGUGGGCUUCUUCCAGAGAGGCUAUGUCUGCCUGCGGCUGGAGAGGUAUGAAGAAGCCCUGAAUGACUGCAGACUAGCCCUGACGCACCUCCGGAAGAACCCUUGCAUCGAUUACAAGCAGCUGGGUCUCAAGUUUGUGCUGUGUACCUGGGAGGUGCUGUACAAUACCGCUGCGGCCCAGUGCCGCCUUGGGAGAUGGCAGGAUGCUCGGCGAACACUGGAGGAGGCUGCCGGACAGUCCCACAAGGGCCCGAUCCCCCAGCUCAAUACGGCUCUGGAGCAGGUGCAGGAACAUCUCUUCCUGGAGCCGCGAAGCGUCCCUGUGGGGGAGAUUUUCAGGCCUCCGACCAAAGACGUGGAAGAGCUGGAAGAAAAGGAUUUCUUGGGGCAGCCCAAGGUAACGGCUGUGAUCUCCUCUGCUUUUCUGGAGGAUAAGUUGAGCGCCUCUCGUGGUCUGCAGACCCAGGUCCAUUCGGCGCGGCGGGAAGCUUCUCACCUUGACAGCAGGCCCAUCCUGCUAAAGGUACAUGGUUCCUACACCGUGGACAUGAAGGUGGGCGCCGCGCCAUCCCUGGCUGAUCUCACCACGUUGUUGCAGGAGGAGUGUCGUAGGCAGGCAGCACAGAUGACACUGAGGUACAGGCCUCCAGGGCAUGACGAGUUAAUACCUAUUAACAAUGAUGAGGAACUGAAGACGGUAUGGCAAGAAGUUCAGGAGGGUCGCCUGACCCUUUGGUGCCAGGGUAAAGAAGAAAGCGUGAACAGACCGGUCCUGUACCGCAUGGUUGCGCACCAUCCCUAUGGCGGUCAGGCGCAAGUGGACCUGCAUUUUAAGGAAGGUGACAAGCUGGAGGUUCUCUCUGAAGUGAACACGGAAUGGCUGGAAGGGCGCUGCAAUGGAGCUGUUGGCAUUUUCCCAAAAUGCUUUGCGGUGGAAGAGAGCGCUAACGCCACCUACCUCUAA
Molecule: messenger RNA, 1149 nt
Organism: Elgaria multicarinata webbii
Lineage: Eukaryota; Metazoa; Chordata; Lepidosauria; Squamata; Anguidae
Gene: NOXA1
Product: NADPH oxidase activator 1
Exons: 10
Coding region: 1-1149 (382 amino acids)
Biological process (GO): superoxide anion generation
Molecular function (GO): superoxide-generating NADPH oxidase activator activity; protein binding
Source: RefSeq, a predicted model, not a curated record